ACGCAGCUAAAGCCUUGGCAGCCGCGGCCUCCUACUCCUUUCUCCAAAAGCCUCCCCGGACCCCAACUCGGGCCCAACCUGCGCCUCCGCCAUGCCCCGGGGAAGACGCCAGGGCCGGGUGAGCGCCCUGGAGAGCGGCCGGGCGGAAGAGGCGCCCCCGGGGGCGACUGCUUUGCCCUCGGCGCUGUCGCAGUCCCCACAGCAGAUCGAGGCGACAGCCGAGCCGGUUCUGCUCCGGGGCAUCUUCGAGAUCGGGAGGGGCAGCUGCGACGUGGUGCUGAGCGAGCGGGCCCUGAGGUGGUGGCCCAUUCAGCCCGAGCGCCCGGCGGGUGAUUCCAAAUUUGAUUUGCGAUAUAAAGAAGAAUCUGUUGAGCUCAAAGACGUAUUCUCUGUGAAGCUGAAGCGGCGUUGCUCUGCUAAGCAGCCUAGAAGUGGUACUUUGUUAGGCAUCACACUUUUCAUCUGCUUGAAGAAGGAACAAAACAAAUUAAAGAAUUCCACCCUUGAUCUUAUUAAUUUAAGUGAAGACCACUGUGACAUAUGGUUUAGACAGUUCAAGAAAAUUUUGGCAGGUUUUUCAAACAGACCAAAGUCAUUAAAAAUACUUCUUAACCCCCAAAGUCACAAAAAAGAAGCUACCCAGGUCUAUUAUGAUAAGGUGGAACCUCUGCUGAAGAUUGCUGGAAUAAAGACUGACGUAACAAUAACGGAGUAUAAAGGGCAUGCUCUAUCCCUGCUUGAGGAAUGUGAACUCCAGGGAUUUGAUGGUGUUGUCUGUGUUGGUGGAGAUGGAUCUGCUAGUGAAGUAGCCCAUGCAUUGCUUCUCAGAGCCCAGAAGAGUGCUAGAAUGGAAACAGACCAAAUCCUAACUCCUGUCAGAGCACAGCUUCCACUCGGCUUAAUACCAGCAGGAUCUACUAACAUAUUGGCACAUUCUCUUCAUGGGGUCCCUCACGUAGUAACUGCAACUUUGCACAUUAUAAUGGGGCACAUACAGCCAGUUGAUAUCUGCACCUUCAGUACCACUGGCAAGCUUCUUCGCUUUGGGUUUUCAGCCAUGUUUGGCUUUGGUGGAAGAACUUUGGCUCUGGCAGAAAAAUAUCGAUGGAUGUCCCCUAACCAACGGAGAGAUUUUGCUGUAAUAAAGGCACUGACAAAGCUUGAGCCAGAGGAUUGUGAAAUAUCAUUUUUACCACUUAACAGCUCUCAGGAUGAUCCAAAAUUGAGGGCACAGGGAUCACUCAAAUCCGACUAUAAUGAUCAAUGGCAAACGAUCCAGGGUCAGUUCUUGAAUGUCAGCAUUAUGGCAAUUCCCUGCCUGUGUUCAGUGGCACCCAGAGGUUUGGCACCUAAUACCAGAAUAAAUAAUGGAAGUAUGGCUCUUAUAAUUGCACGGAACACUUCUCGGCCACAAUUUAUAAAACACCUGAAAAGAUAUGCCACUAUAAAAAAUCAGUUCAAUUUUCCAUUUGUUGAGACUUAUACUGUGGGAGAAGUAAAAGUUCAUCCAAGGAACACCACCAGUGGAUACAGCCCAGAGGAGGAGGACUGGCCUCAUGAAAACAGUUUUCCUUGGAAUUAGAUGGGGAUUUAAUGGAAGUCGCAACGGAGGUCCAUGUCAGAUUACAUCCAAGACUUAUCAGUCUUUAUGGAGGAAGUGUGGAAGAAAUGAAUGAUUCCCAAGUAACAUGUAAUUGCUUUUAAAUGUGCAAACUAGUAUUUUGAUGAAGGAAUUUGCUCAGUCUUUAAACAGAUACCUUAAGAAAAUGUUUUAAAGUAAAGUUGCUAUUUUUGAUAUUAGAAAGCUUCUAGAAGAAGACUUGAAAAUCAAGAAGAAAAUAUGAAAUAUCAAAGGAAUUUAAAUUCUGGUUUCUAUAAGUGUCUAUUGGAACUGAAACAUUUUAUACGCUUAAGCUUUAUCAUAUCGAUAUUUAACCAAGUUAAUUCAUUUGGAUUAUUUUUCAGGAUGUGAGUCCAUCAAGCCUAAUGGUAAAUUUCCUAUAGUCUUGUACAAACAGCACUGAGAUCUUAAGACUGUCCUGAUUUUACUAGUGAAGUAACAAAUCUAGAGAAGUUAAAUUCCAGAAUCACACAUCUAGCUGUAUAACCAGAAGCAGAACCAUGUUUUUGAAAAUCUUUCCAAUACCUAACCUGUUUGCCAAAAAUAAUAAUCCCAUCUUUGAGAAAAAAUGUCAUCCAGUGGUGGGGUUUUUAAAUUUAUCAUGUAGGUAACUUAGUUUAUAACAUUUAGAAUGAUGCAAAAGCCUAUCAGUAGCUGCGCUGCUCUGUACCUGAGAUGCAUGGGUCUGGAAAGCAUUGCUCUUGGUUUCCAGUGUAGUUUCUUUAGAGACCAUCCUUGAAAAGGCAGUUUGAAAUUGGUGCUUGAUUUUUUUCAUGAGUGAGUGAUCCUAAACAUUCUCCUAAAAGAGUUACUUGGCUUUUUAUAAGGAUGAUAAAAGCACAAAAAUAUAUCUUUUUGCCCAAAAGUGUUCUUAAAAUAUAUACAUUUAAACUUAGUUUUGCUUGUACACAGUUAAGGAGGCUUUGUGCUCAACUGCUCAAAUAAAUGCCUUGGCAAAUCACAGCACAUUGCUCAUCCUCCAGCCACCAGUCCAGAGGCUUGUGAACAGGUGACUUUCAUGAAUCAAAAAAAUCUGAGGAAGGGUCAGCUGGAAGCAGAGCCCUCAGAUCAAAGCACAUUUCCUACAACAUUAAAGACUGCCUUCUUAUUUACUUCUUAUCUACUUGAUUGCUCCCUAGAACAGAUGUUCAAAAGUUGGCCACAGGUUUCUUACAUAUACAAAGAAAUCCAGAUGAAAUUUAUUCCACAGUCACCAGCAUCUAGAUCACAGGCAUGAAAUAAAUAUUUAAAAUUCAGAAAGCUAUUUCAUUUAAAAUAGAUCCUGAUAUAACAUCACAAACUUUAUUAAUGUUCACUGUAUGGAACUUUUUCAUUUAACUAUGAAUUUUGUUUCUCCCCUUUCCCUGGAAAAGCUAAUGCGAUUAAGACCUGAUAGAACAUUAC
This is a messenger RNA of Sciurus carolinensis (gray squirrel), 3025 nucleotides long. RefSeq names its product ceramide kinase like (gene Cerkl). The record is from RefSeq and is a predicted model, not a curated record. The transcript has 13 exons. Gene Ontology annotation, molecular function: kinase activity. Bases 92 to 1582 code for a protein of 496 amino acids. NCBI's taxonomy places the organism in Eukaryota, Metazoa, Chordata, Mammalia, Rodentia, Sciuridae.